CAGUUCAGCUUAGAACCUCUACUCUACUCUUUCGUGUGUUGUGAGUGUGCUUAACAAUCGGUGUCGAUCACGUUUGAAAUUCAUCUUCAUAUGUAAGCCGGGCAUUGCCAAAUGCCAUCAACGAGAACGCUUUUCUAGUGCAAAACAAAAUAAUAGACUGCAAUAGUGAAUAAUACUAUACAGUGUUGCGAAUCUCAGAGACUCUCGAGAUUUUUGCCAGACUUGAACCUUGUGCUUUGAAUGCUGCUGCUGCAAGUGCGCGAGAAACCCCUAAAAAAUUAGUCAACACGUGACUAAGCUCUGGUAUCAAUUAAGUGAUCUAAGCAACCUGUUUGCUCCUGAAUUUUCCCUUCUCAAUAACCUCAGACUGAACAUUGUCGACAUGGCUUUGCCACAAGGUGCCUUCGCAGCCUGCAAACUACGUGAGCAGUUCCAGGAACGUGACAUGAUCUUGUCCCGUCUACGGGCUGCCAACAAUGCUGAUAAGGCCGACAAUAAUACUCAACGCGAGUAUUUGCCGGUCAAAUACAACGAUAAGCUGAUGAAUUCCAUUUGGGGUCUCUACAAUCGCUACUCUCCCCCACAAUGUGAAGAAGAACGAGUUUGCCCCGCCCAAAUACUAAACAAAAAACAGGCGCAACAGCUCUGUUGCGCCGUCCUCGCCUUGCCACAAGGAUCCUGUGGCAUUGGCUGCUGCAACAAAUGGUUGCCAGCACACCUGCAUAUAUAAUCUCAAUAUAUACUCACCUAUAUAUACACACACAUAUAUUCAAUUAUUAAAUUCCAAAACAAGGCCAAUUUGCAUCAUUCGCAUCUAUGUAAAAUUCAAUAAAUACUCUUGAUAUGAUAAAUAAAUUAAGUAUACGAAGCGUAAAA
Molecule: messenger RNA, 876 nt
Organism: Drosophila nasuta
Lineage: Eukaryota; Metazoa; Arthropoda; Insecta; Diptera; Drosophilidae
Exons: 4
Coding region: 383-730 (115 amino acids)
Source: RefSeq, a predicted model, not a curated record